This is a messenger RNA of Cephus cinctus (wheat stem sawfly), 2495 nucleotides long. Its product is annotated as palmitoyltransferase ZDHHC6. Gene Ontology annotation, molecular function: palmitoyltransferase activity. The record is from RefSeq and is a predicted model, not a curated record. Gene Ontology annotation, cellular component: Golgi apparatus. The transcript has 7 exons. Gene Ontology annotation, biological process: protein palmitoylation. Bases 192 to 1409 code for a protein of 405 amino acids. NCBI's taxonomy places the organism in Eukaryota, Metazoa, Arthropoda, Insecta, Hymenoptera, Cephidae.
AAUCUCCGUAAAAGGGGAAUACGGCGACAAUAGUGCCAACUUCGAGCGAGAGUAAAUUUAUACAAGGAUGCCGUCGUGACAACGCAACCUACGAAAAUACGCGACAGAUCGUACGUUUGUUCGUUUCAUUCAAUAAGAAAGAUAACAGAGAAUCUAAUUACAGUUUUUUCGGCUACUCUUAUGCCGGCGAAAUGUGUAUUGGAGUGCUAAAAAGAAUUUGCCAUUGGGGGCCUCUCACUGCUCUCGGAUUAAUAAAAAUUAUCACCUUAAUGACUAUACACUGUAAUAGUCAAUGGUGGUCACCAUACGAAAGUCCUUUGGCUGCAGCAAAUUUUAUUCUUUUCUUUAGCCUAAGUGGAUGGACGUUAUUUCAUUUCAUUAAUGCCAUUUAUGAAGGACCUGGAUUUCUUCCCUUAGGAUGGAUGCCUAAAAAUCCAUCAGAUAUACAGUUCUUACAGUAUUGUACGGUUUGUCAGGGUUACAAAGCACCAAGGUCUCAUCACUGUAGGAAAUGUGGUCGCUGUGUCCUAAAAAUGGAUCAUCAUUGUCCAUGGGUUAAUAAUUGCGUUGGUCAUCGUAAUCAUGGACAUUUCACAGCAUUCCUAGCAAACGCCGUCGGUGGUUGUUGCGUAUCUACAGUCAUAUUAGUCUCAUGGUUGAUGACGGUUCUCUCCCCUAGACCACUUCCAUUUCCACCUCCUUCAUUGAUCACUUUGAUUUUCGUAGUAUUUGCUAUAGGCUUAUCGAUCGGCGUUAUCCUGGCUGUGGGCAUGUUACUAUACUUUCAGUUGAUGGCAAUAAUUAGAAAUAGAACAGGAAUAGAGGAUUGGAUAUUAGAAAAAGCUCAGUAUCGUAGAUAUGGUACUAAUGACACAUUCUUAUAUCCAUACUCGAAAGGAUAUUUAUUCAACAUUAGACAAGUCUUAUCCUGGCAUUGUUCUCCAGUUGGUGAUGGUAUCGAAUGGCCAGUUGUCGAAGGAUGUGAUCAAUACACUCUAACAUGCGAACAACUGGCACAGAAAUUGGAGAAACGCAAAAGAGCUAGAAGGUACAGAGUGGUGGCGGCAGCCUCGGGUUCCUGGAUACCGCUGAGUCAAGGAUGGCGUGUCGUUUGUUCACCACCUUGCACGGAUGAGUCUCGUAUAAAAUUAAAUAUAGGAGACAUUGUCAUGGUCACGCGCUGGCGAAGGUACUGGUUAUUCGGUGAGAAGGAACAAUUUAGUGGUAACUCUCCAUCGAAGCGUAUACGGGGAUGGUUUCCUAAACACUGUGCCGUCGAGGUCAUCGAAAAUGGCAGAAGUUUCUCAAUGCCACAGUCCGAGUGUAUUCCACGACCACGACGUCUCGACGCUAGUACCACGUCACAUACUAAUUCGAAAUCCUACUCGUCAUCUUCGAAACUUGAUUAAAGUAUACUGUUAAUUAUGCUGCGUGCCUCACACACGGCCUCUGAAAUAAGUGUGCCAUUUCCUUUUUUUAUUUUAAUGUUUUUGAUUAUUAAUUAGAAUCUAUACUUCCCCAAAGGUUAAUUCCGUACAAUGUCCGUACGAAGGUGCGCCCUUUUACUGGGAUGAGCAUUUUCAUUGCAAGCAGAAUUGUGUUUUUGUAUAUAGUAUGAUAUAUAUAUAUAUAUAUUUUACAGUCCAUACACUAUAAUGUACUAAGUCAUACUUAAAUUUUUGCAAGAACCAUUUCUACAGACAUAAAUAAGGGACAGUUAGUAAAUACAAAUUUUGUAUUAUUUACCUUAUUAUUCGUACGAAAUUUGGUUAUUUGCUAAAUUAUAGAACUUAUCCCUUUUGGCUAACACUCGCUAUAAAUGGAAACUGAGGUAUGUAAUGUGUCUUUCAUUUGACGGUAGUUGAACGACGUAACGCAACGAAGGUGCUUUCAGGCACGCUAUUAAGACAUUACGACGGAAACGCCGUCGCGAAGCGAAAUCUGGAAUGAUUUUAGAUUUCAAGAUUUCGCAAGGUACUGAGCAAAUGAGCUAUUAUCCGAAAAGGACUACUUUAAUACAACUCAAAAGAUAAUUAGGGCUUACUUAGGUAUAUGUAUACACAGUAUAUAUACACGUGAAACUUUCUUUUGUUAUAACUGCUGGGUUAUGAGUUUCCUUCAAAUAAUAUUUUUAAUGUUCACGAUUAAGAUGCUAUUCGAAAUCUUGAUUGAGAACACGAGAUAUAAAAUGAAUUCAUAAAUAUUAAAAAAAAAAGAUAAUAAAGAUUUAUUUUUCUUUCUGCUUGAGCCUCCUAUCAUCUUCCGGUACUGAUAUCAAAUUAUGCGUAAUCCUAUAACUGGGCUUUUAGGUAAAUUGAACAUUUCCGUGAGGAUCUAUGGAAAAUCCUUUGUGAUGCUUAACCCAAUUUUUUUAUCUGGCUCAAGGUAGAUUCUACAUAAUCCCUUAAAUGUAUUGCUAAAUGUAUACGAAUGCGUAGGGAGAAAAUUGCGUCGACUUAUUGAUUCAAUAAAUAAAAAUACGUAUUCAACCCUAA